GGCAAUAAGAAAGGUGUAUGAUUGCUAAAAUACGCUAGAUACGAAAUUGCUAACUUAAACGUACGCCGUCUUUAGUCCUUCCUCUCUUUGUUGGGGUCUCUUUUAAACCUACGUUCCUCUUCACCGUAAUCUCUCUCGCUUCAUCUCUCUCUCUCUCUUUGUAACUCUGUAACUCCGAACGAAUCAUCCAUGGCUAACUCCUCCGCUGAUUCCGCCGCAGACCACCGCAACAAGCACCUCUCCAUCAAUCCACCGCACCAGAUCUUCAAAGAUAUCCAGGGUUCUGACAAUGCUAUCCCUCUUUCACCACAGUGGCUUCUCUCCAAACCAGGGGAGAACAAGGCUGGAAUGGGAACUGUGGAAGCUCAGGCGCUGCAUAAUCCUUAUGGAAACCACUCCGAUGCUGUGAGACCGACAGGGAAUGGGGAGGAGACACCGGAAAAUCUGAAGAAGAAAGAUGUUUUCCGGCCUUCCUUGCUUGAUGGAGAAAGCGGCCGCGGUGAUCGUUGGCGUGAUGAGGAAAGGGAUACCUUGUCAACAGUCCGGAAUGACCGCUGGAGGAAUAAUGGGGAGAAAGACUUUGGUGAUAAUAAGAAGGUUGAACGGUGGGAUAACGCGGGGCCUAGACACUUUGGGGAGCCACGCCGUGGUCCGAACGACCGGUGGACCGAUUCAGGAAACAAGGAUGCCGCGCCGGAGCAGCGGCGUGAGAGCAAGUGGAACUCUCGCUGGGGACCUGAUGAUAAGGAAGGCGAGGUCACGCGUCCCAAGUGGGAUGAAGCUGGUAAGGAAAGUGAAAUCGUUCGUGAGAAGGGUCCGUCUCUUCCUUCUGGUGACGGAGAGCAUUACCGGCCCUGGAGGCCUUCUCAAGGCCGAGGAAGAGGAGAGGCUCUUCACAGCCAAUCUACGCCGCCAAACAAGCAGGCUACAGGCUUCUCUCACAGCAGGGGCCGUGGAGAUGGCGCUGCAAUCUUUUCAGCUGGUCGUGGAAGGAUGAGUCCUGGUGGAAGCCUUUUUACUAGUGCAUCGAACCAGUCUCACCCGCCUGGAUCCGUCUCUGAGAAGGGGGAAAGUGGUUAUGGAGAGCCUCCCCAUCUGAGAUAUAGCAGAAUGAAGUUGUUGGAUGUGUACAGGGUGGCAGGUACAGCGUGUUUUGAAAAGUUUCCGGAUGGGUUCAUCGAGGUGCCUUCGCUUACGAGUGAGCAGAUGUCGGAUCCUCUAGCUAUCUGCGCUCCAAGCUCCGAGGAAGUGACUAUUCUCGAUGCGAUUGAGAAAGGAAAAAUAGUGAGCAGUGGUGCCCCUCAGGUAUCCAGGGAUGGCCCUAGCGGACGGAAUCCAGCCGAUUUUUCGCAACCUAGGCGAAUCAGGCCUGCUGGAAGCAGAGAAGACAUGACAUUCGCUGCUGAGGAAUCUAAAGAUGAAAGUGGUGAAACAAGGAUCCAUCCAGAUGAUAAGUUUAGGCCUGAAGCCUCUCACAUUGUGGCCGUUUCUGUCAUGUUUGCAGUUUCUCAUGAAGGUUAUGCUCCUUUUAGGAAAGGCAAUGAGGUGCCUGUUAGAGAAAUGAAGGAACUCGGUAUGCAGGGAAAUAAUCAUGUUCAGUCUCCAUGGCGCCAGCCUUCGGCGGGAGAAAGGCCGAGUAGGAUCUCACAUGAUUGGAAUGACCCUUCAGCUGAUAUGAGGCUGAAAUCUUCGGACAAUGUCUGGUCACAUCAUAAAGAUUCAAUAAACCACUCAGGCGGCAAUGUGAUGAGCUUGCCACAGUCCAAAGGUGAAUCAAGGUGGCAAAUGGGUGAAGAUCCUGCACUAAGAAGGCAGCCAUCUCUGGUGUUUGACAGGGAGCGGGAAGUUAGAAAGCUUAUGCCAUCUACACCCGAAGAACUUUCACUCUAUUAUAAAGAUCCUCAGGGUUUAGUUCAAGGCCCCUUUUCUGGUACUGAUAUCAUUGGAUGGUUUGAAGCUGGAUAUUUUGGCAUAGAUUUGCUAGUUCGUCCUGCGAGUGCACCAAACGAUUCUCCUUUCUCAGUACUCGGUGAUGUAAUGCCACAUUUGCGUGCUAAGUCGGGGCCUCCACCUGGUUUCACUGGUGCCAAGCCAAACGAAUUUAUUGACGCGCCUGUUACACCAGCCUUCCCUGGUGUUGGGAAGGUUCAUUCUGGGAUGGGUGAAACUGAAAUGUUGCAAAAUGAUAUGAGGUAUAAGCAUGUUGGAGGGACUGUAGCGGAGAAUCGGUUUAUUGAAUCAUUGAUGUCUGGAAGUUUGAACAAUUCAUCACAAGGUGUUCAAGGAUAUGCAGUUAAUAGUUCUGGUGGGUUGUCUUUACCAGGUACUGAUGGUGGGGCUGACAUGUAUCUCUUGGCAAAGAAAUUGGAACUUGAACGGCAGAUAGCAGUACCGAGUCCGUAUUCGUAUUGGCCUGGUCGGGAAUCUGCAAACCUGAUGCCAGGGUCGGAGAAUUUGUCGGAAAAUCCCCAACAACCUGCCCGAUCUCCGAGUUCCGAUUUGUUGUCCAUCAUCCAAGGUGUAACUGAUAGGUCUUCUUCUGCUGUUAGUGGUCCUCUUCCUGCUUGGUCGCAUUCCAAUCAAACUCAAACUCCCUUUGGGGUCCAACAGCAGAGGCUAUCGGACCAGAACUCGCCUUUGGCAGGUUUACUUGGUCAACCUAUUGAGAAUAAUCCAGCUGCCAUGUUACCCCCUGAUAUGAUGCUCGUCUCUGGACUCACUCAAGAACAGCGAUCGCUCAAUCUGUUGCAGCAGCAACAGCUCUUGUUGCAGCUGAAUGCUCAGACGCCCGUUUCUUCACAGCAGCAGCGUCUAAUACUUGAAAAGAUGCUCUUGCUUAAACACCAGCAGAAACAAGAAGAGCAGCAGCAGUUGUUACGGCAGCAACAGCAGCUGUUUUCCCAGGUUCUUGCUGAUCAGCAGCGUUCUCAGCAGCGGUUUGGAGAGCCAUCUUAUGGACAGUCGCAGCAAUCUUUUGAUGCUCUUAGAAUGCAAGCAUCGAAAGAUAUGACGCAGGUCAAUCCGCAGAUGCAGGCUCCUGUUUCCCACGAGGAGCGAGGUGCCAAUUCAACUGAUUCGCUCCCUCAUGCCGCUAAUCAGAAUGUUGCUACUUUCGGAACCAAUCCUCUGCACCUGCAACAACAGAUGUUUGGUCAUGUUGACCCUAGGAUGAGCGAGGGGACACUUCUUGCAGGCGAAAUCGAUGAUACACAUAAAAAUGAUUCAAAAUCAGACUAUGAAAGAACAAUUGCUGCUAAUUACAUGAACAGCUUGUACUCAGAAAAGCCUGCCCUUUCUCCUGGUUAUCAUACUACACUUAAUGUGGAAGAACCUGUGAGCUUCCCAAACAAUGAAAGCCCCGCUCCUGAAAGUAAGUCGCUGGAGAAGCACGGUCAAGAUGUGUAUGCUGGACAGGGAGAGACCAGUAAUGAGUCAUCUGUGGAGAUUCCUCAAACUGAAGUUAAAAGCAAUGAAGUUUCUGGAGGGCGGAAGACUUCUGAAAAGAAGUCCAAGAAGCAACGGGCUAACAAGCAGUCCGCUGACCCGGUUAAGGCAACUUCUAGAGCUUCUCUGCAGGAGGCAAAGCAACCUGAAACAGGAAGUGCUGACGAUUCUGAGAUAAAGGGUAAAAAUAAAAAGUCAGCUGACACUUUGGUAGACAAUGAUACUCACAUCAUCAAGAGCUCCCCAGCCGCACCUUCGAACACCUCACUAAGGAGUUCCGAAGUUGAUACAGUCCGGGGAGAAUCUGGUGUGAAUGAGUCUUCAGUGCAAAACACAAGAACGCAACCGGGACGAGCUUGGAAACCUGCCCCUGGCUUUAAACCGAAGUCAUUGCUAGAAAUUCAAAUGGAAGAACAGCAGAGGGUAGCGCAAGCAGAAGCUUUAGCUCCAAAGCCUUCUACUUCUGUGAGUCCAGCAGGUUUUGCUGCGCCUUGGGGUGGGAUUGCUGCCAAUUCAGAUAUUACUCAAACCGGUGUUGUGAAGCCUAAAAGCCACUUGCAUGACUUACCGGCUGAUAAUGUUGUGGCCAGAUCCAGUGAUAGAGAGAGGGAAGUAAUGGAAACCAUUUCUAACGACACGUAUAUGCAAGCCACACCCACUAAUGCGGAGUCUUUAGAUGAUGAUAACUUUAUUGAGGCCAAGGAAACAAAAAAGAGCCGCAAGAAGUCUGCGAGAGCAAAGAACUCUGCAGCGAAAACCUCUGCACAUGUUCCUACUGUAGAAACACCCCUUCCAACAAACUCCGUUGAGAAGGGAAAAAGCUCUCGUGCUGUGCAGCAGCAGGAGAAGGAAGUUUUGCCUGCUAUUCCUUCAGGCCCUUCUUUUGGUGAUUUUGUUCUCUGGAAAGGAGAGACUGUGAACAAUUCUCCACCGGCUGCUGCAUGGUCCACUGGUCCUACAAAAUCCGCUAAACCUAGCUCGCUUAGGGACAUCGUGAAGGAGCAGGAGAAGAUGACAACCUCGUCUCAUCCGCCGCCUAGUCCAGUGCCUACCAUCCAGAAACCUACUCCAACACAGGCUGUUUCUCAACCCUCCUGGUCACGUUCCGGAUCUUUCACUUCGCAGGCUGUUUCUCAGUCUUCCUCGCAGUCAAAACCCAAAGGAGAUGAUGACCUUUUCUGGGGUCCGGUUGAGCAAUCAGCCCAGGAAUCAAAAAAGGGAGAUUUCCCUCAUCUUUCAAGUCAAAACAGUUGGGGAACCAAAAACACACCUGGGAAAGUAAAUGCAGGAAGUAGCUCAGUGAACCGACAGAAACCAGUGUCAACUGGAACUGCAGAUCGUGUUUUGUCUUCACCUGUUAUCGCUCAGGCGUCCCAUAAAGGGAAAAAGGAGGCAGUGACAAAACUCACAGAGGCCAAUGGCUUCAGAGAUUGGUGCAGAAGCGAAUGUCUCAGACUUCUUGGCUCAGAAGGGUUCUCGAAAGUUGGAGGAAAGAAGAAGGCGAAGAAAGGGAAGAAGGUAAGCUUGAGCGCAUCGGUUCUUGGGUUUAAUGUGGUUAGUAACAGGAUAAUGAUGGGAGAAAUUCAGUCAAUUGAGGAUUAA
Molecule: messenger RNA, 5046 nt
Organism: Thlaspi arvense
Lineage: Eukaryota; Viridiplantae; Streptophyta; Magnoliopsida; Brassicales; Brassicaceae
Source: the annotation of a GenBank genome assembly